This is a messenger RNA of Salvelinus fontinalis (brook trout), 6220 nucleotides long. RefSeq names its product phosphatidylinositol 3-kinase regulatory subunit alpha. Gene Ontology annotation, molecular function: 1-phosphatidylinositol-3-kinase regulator activity; protein binding. Lineage: Eukaryota; Metazoa; Chordata; Actinopteri; Salmoniformes; Salmonidae. Gene Ontology annotation, biological process: phosphatidylinositol phosphate biosynthetic process; insulin receptor signaling pathway. The record is from RefSeq and is a predicted model, not a curated record. The transcript has 14 exons. Gene Ontology annotation, cellular component: phosphatidylinositol 3-kinase complex. The coding region runs from base 601 to 2787 and encodes 728 amino acids.
ACUUAAACCAAUGCAUUCGCUCGAGCGGAGUCGUCCUGUCUGUUGACAGAGUACGAGCGUAGCAAAUAAGAUUAAAACCCACUUUUUAAGUCCUGGACUAAUUUGUUCGAAAACGUUAUAGCUACUCUCAGAGGCUUUUGGCGUUGUCUUUGUGUGGCUAACGUUCUAUGUUUGGUAUCAGAGUGGAGUAGUGUGUCCACACGGAAAGAGGAGGAUUCAUUCUAUUCAACCUGGGCCCCCUUCAUGCAAGUCAGGUGUACCUUCUCAAGGCCACUGCUGCAAGGGUCAUAUAUACUCAUGGAAACACUGCCGGAGGCACCAUAGGGGUGCAGUGGAUAACCAAGCUUUGAGAAUGACCUGAAGACAAGUUAAAACACAAUAAUCUCCCAAAGAACUAUUGAGGACUAGAAUGUUCAUUAAUUGUUGUUUAGCUUUUUUGGCUUUUUUUGUUUGCUCCGUUAAUAUAUUCUCGGAAAACCUGAGGAGUAACUAAUUGGUGGAACUCUAACCUGCCCGAACAAGUUAUUCACAGCCGUGUUGAUUUAAAAUAAUAUAUAUACCACCAACAACAACAAGAAACACCCGUGAAAAGUCUCUACGAUGGCCGCAGAAGGAUAUCAGUACAGGGCACUUUAUGAUUACAAGAAGGAGCGAGAGGAGGACAUUGACCUCCAUGUGGGGGACAUCUUAACAGUGACCAAAGGGACCCUGGUGGCCCUAGGGUACAGCGACGGCCUGGAGGAAAGGCCAGAGGACAUUGGCUGGCUGCCUGGCUUUAAUGAAACCACUCAGGAAAAGGGAGACUUUCCAGGGACAUAUGUGGAGUUCAUUGGGAAGAAGAGGAUCUCUCCUCCUACUCCCAAGCCGAGACCCCCCAGACCCUUACCCGUGGCCCCGGGCUCCUCCAAGGCUGACUCUGGUGAUGAACUAGGCUCCACCCUCCUGGACCUGACAGAGCAGUUUGCCCUCCCAGAGACGGCUCCUCCCAUGCUGGCCAGGCUGCUGGAGGCCAUCGAGAAGAAAGGUCUGGACAACCCAACACUGUACAGGACCUUCACAGCUGAUGGUGGACUGGAUGUUAGACAGUGCUUUGACACUGAUCCUCCGUCAGCAGACCUGGACCAGAUGGACCUGCAGAUGCUGUGUGACGGUCUACGCCGGUACCUGCAGGAUCUUCCCCAGCCUGUCAUCCCACCGGCCAUCUACACUCAGCUGGUCCACACCGCCCAAGAGGUGCAGAGCCCCAAGGAGUGUGCCCAGCUGCUGCGUCGCAUCGCCAGCACGCCUAGCCUGCCAGCCCAGUACUGGCUCACCUUCCACUGCCUGCUGCGCCACUGGUCCCGGGUGUGCCACAACGCGCCCAAGAACCUGCUCAGCUCCCACGCCCUGGGCGAGAUCUUCAGCCCCAUGCUCUUCAGACAGCAGGCUGCCAGCUGCGAGCCCAGCCCGGAUGCUCAUAUCAAGAUCAUUGAGACCCUUGUGACUAGCGAAUGGACAGAAGCACAGGCGGCUCCAGCCCUACCUCCCAAGCCACCAAAACCCACUCCCCCUGCUGUCACUAACAACGGUAUGAACAACAACAUGGCGCUGCAGGACGCUGAGUGGUACUGGGGAGACAUCUCCCGCGAGGAGGUCAACGAGAAACUGAGGGACACGGCCGACGGUACGUUCUUGGUCCGUGACGCCUCCACCAAGAUGCACGGCGACUACACGCUCACGUUGAGAAAAGGGGGUAACAAUAAGCUGAUCAAGAUAUUCCACCGGGAUGGGAAAUACGGCUUCUCUGACCCCCUGACCUUCAACUCGGUGGUGGAGCUCAUCAACCACUACCGUAACGAGUCCCUGGCCCAGUACAACCCCAAGCUAGACGUGAAGCUGCAGUUUCCCGUCUCCAAACACCAGCAGGAUCAGGUGGUGAAGGAGGACAAUAUUGAUGCUGUGGGGAAGAAGCUCCAUGAGUACCAUCAGCAGUACCAGGAGAAGAAUCGAGAGUAUGACCGACUCUACGAGGAGUACACCAGGACGUCCCAGGAAAUCCAAAUGAAAAGGACAGCGAUCGAAGCCUUCAAUGAAACCAUCAAGAUAUUCGAGGAGCAAUGCCAAACGCAAGAGCGGUACAGCAAGGAGUACAUUGAGAAGUUCAGGAGGGAAGGCAAUGACAAGGAGAUCCAGAGGAUCAUGGGCAACUAUGAGAAGCUGAAGUCUCGUAUCAGUGAGAUCGUGGACAGCAAACGGCGUCUGGAGGAGGACUUAAAGAAGCAGGCUGCUGACUACCGAGAGAUCGACAAACGGAUGAACAGCAUCAAACCCGACCUCAUCCAGCUCCGCAAGACCAGGGAUCAGUACCUCACGUGGUUGACCCAGAAGGGAGUCAGGCAGAAGAAGCUCAACGAGUGGCUAGACAUCAGAAACGAGAACACAGAAGAUCAAUACUCUAUGGUGGAUGACGAUGAGGACCUUCCCCACCACGACGAGCGUUCCUGGAAGCUGGGCAACAUCAACCGGCUUCAGGCUGAGGCCCUCCUCCGAGGGAAGAGGGACGGAACAUUCCUGGUUCGAGACAGCAGCAAGGCAGGGUGCUACGCCUGCAGUGUUGUGGUGGAAGGUGAAGUGAAGCACUGUGUCAUCAACAAGACGCCCUCAGGGUUCGGCUUCGCUGAGCCUUACAACCUGUACAGCUCGCUCAAAGAACUGGUCCUCCACUACCAGCACACGUCACUGGUCCAGCACAAUGACUCUCUGAAUGUGACACUAGCGCACCCCGUCUACGCACAGCAGAGGCGGUGAGGACCUUACCGGCCAUUCAGUCGGACAGAAACAUCUACUCAGACUUUGUCCUCAAGGAUUUUAAAAAGCUAGGAUGUGUCUUGCCUACUAACAUAUACAUACUUUUUAUCCACAAGAGAGGAAAGGACUAAAGACAACCGCAAAACGAAGCCUGAAAACAUUUCAGCAACUGUGAACUGACUGUGAGCAGUGGCGAGAGCCUGAAUGUAGUCUUGUUACUCUCGUGCUUAUUGUGGGAGCACAGAGUCAAGGCGAAACUGCUGAACUCUCUCCCUGAGUGGAGGACAUUGGAGGCCUUUUCCUAAUGGUGCUUGUUAUUUUCAAAGCUUUACCAGCUGGAAUGUCAAAACGCAGAUAAAACUCGAGUGCAUAUUUUUUUUUCUUCUACCGUUCCACCUCUUUUCCCCAUUUGUUUUUACUGUGUGUAUGUGUCUGAGAGUGUUUGAGAGUUAGUGGGUGUGUCCUUGUGACUAAAACUAACAGUAUCUGAAAGGUGUUGGGGGUGUCUAACACACCUGUGUGUUUAAGUGUUCAGUGACAGACCGUGGAUCAACUGAUAAAUGUAGCAAAAUGGCACUUUUGACAAAGUAUAAUCUUUUUAUUGAAAAAGACUCCUAUGGACUUGUUGAAUCAAAGUAGCAAAGGAGAUGACAAGGUGGCAAGAAUUCCGGACUUUUCCCUUGCUAACCAGUGCAGAGACUCAACUGUUCUCUACUGUGGAUGAGUGAAAAUAUGAACGAACUUGAAAUGGAAAUACUUAAUUAUGUAUAUAUACAGAGGAGAAUGUCAGUACAAAGCGAUGAAAACCUACCAUACCAAAAAAGCUCAGUUCCUUUUCAGUUAUAUCCUAAUAUUCUAUGCAAUUCUGUGUCUCCCUUAUUCCUGCAAAGUUGUUUUUAUUCUUUUGCAAACCCAUAAUAUAAGCUUGUUUUUAUUGCUUGAAAAAGUGUAUUUUUCCCAUGUAAAUAUCCAAGAGGAUAUUUUGUGUCAAAAUGCCAAGAUAAAAACUGCUUCAUAUUUUAAGAAAGUAAAUAAUAGUAACAUACUUUAUUACAAAUUUUUAUCAGCAACUGAUAAAAUAGGAGUGUUUUAUUAGUACUUUUUCGCUUCAAACUGAUAUUCCUCUCAGGCUGAGAGCCUUUUGAGUAUUUGACAGCUGCUUCAGUCACAAUAAAUAUUUCUAACAGAAUCACAUGUUCUAGAUCUUAGUCGAAAAACAAACAAUGGUAGCAUCCCAUAGCAUCCAAAGUGGCAGCCUAUUCCUUAUAGGAUACAGGGACUAGGGUGCCAUUUGAGACGUAGCCUAUGACUCUUAAGUAUGAGCACUCUUAGCAUGGAAUAAUGGGAAUAUGUGUUGAUUACUGCAAUCGUAAUGGUGCAUGUUGUACUCAACAUUUCAACCAUCGCCAUGGAAACAACAGUAUAGAUUUAUUUUGUUAUAUAACCUUUCCCCUUCACAAGGAGAUCAAAGCAAAUCUGUUUUUAAAUGACAAAUUGUUAUUAAAAGUAUAAAUUGGGAGACAUUUGAUCUUCCCAUAUACUUUGUCCCUACAGUAUUUUUUCUGUAUCAGAAAAUCUUUUGAGUGUUUAAAGGGGUGGAUCAACUCAUUUCGAAUAAUGAUUGCUUAAUAUCGUAAGACUUUGUCUAUGAAUACAUAGUGGUUCUGUUACUUGGAGAAAGUACCAAAAUUUUGCUGCAACCCUCUAUUAAACAGUGUCACUGCUGCAGUUUUAGUUUUUUCACCCCUUUAUUAAAAAAUUCAAAUGUCCAUGAGUGAAAAUUAGGAUUUUAAUCUGUACUACACUGUAAACAUGUAUCAAUGGAAAUUCACAUUGAUAGAUAUUGUAUGACCUAGCAUGACACAAAUAAUCUUGAAACAUUUCUUUUCAACUCAAUGUCCCCAGAAUGAUAAACAUAGUAACAUUUAUAUCGAUAAAUAGAUUUUAUUUGAAUUAUAAAAUAUUAUAUUCAACUUUAGACUAUCAGCUAAAGACUUACCAUCCAAGCACAGUCAAUAAAAUUAAAAUGGAGCACACAGCCAUGCAAUCUCCAUAGACAAACAUGGGCAGUAGAAUGGCCCAUACUGAAGAGCUCAGUGACUUUCGACGUCGCACCGUCAGCAUGCCACCUUUCCAACAAGUCAGUUAGUCAAAUUUCUUCCCUGCUAAAGCUGCCCCAGUCAACUGUAAGUGCUGUUAUUGUGAGGUGGCAACGUCUAUGAGCAUCAAAAUGGUUAGUUAAGAUUGGUGUGGAAGAACUUGACUGGCCUGCAUAGAGCCCUGACCUCUACCCCUUCGAACACCUUUGGGUUGUAUUGGAAUGCCGACUGCGAGCCAGGCCUAAUCGCCCAACAUCAGUUUCCGACCUCACAAAUGUUCUUGUGGCUGAAUGGAAGCAAGUCCCUGCAGCAAUGUUCCAACAUCUAGUGGAAAGCAGCAUGUCCACUGUUUAGCUCUGCAAUGUGGAUGUGCGUCAUUCUGAUUGGUCAAGAGUCAAUAGCUAUUUCAAAUCCCCAUUCCUAUUUACAGCAAUGCAUUUCAUGCAUGACACAUUACCUUUGUGAGCCCCCAUGGGAGUGGAUUUUGACAAAGCGUGAGCAAAAUAGUCUGUGCAGUGUUUACGAGAUGCUGUUCACACUGCCUAGCAGUCUUGCGUCAGUGUAUGACCAAAACGGUUAUCAUGUAGAAUUUUCCUUUUUACACAUUUUAAAGGAGUAGUUCACUAUUUUACAACUUUAUGUUAGACGGUACCUCUCCCUGAAAGUAGUCUAUUGGCCGUAACAAAAAAAUGUAAUGGCCAACUUACCUUUUAAGUAACUUCAAACCAAAUAUGGAGUUGAUUUUAAUUGAUUUCAUUUUUUUUACAUGCUCACAUAGCCCAUCACUUUCAUUGAUUGUUAGCUUUUUAGUGGGUGUUUAUAGAACUGAACCAUGGAUUACAGUUUCUCAUGGCCAAUAGGCUACUUCCAGCGUGAGGAACCAUCUAACAUCCAAGUUGUAAAAUAUUGAACUACUCUUUUUAAGAUUAAUCGUCGUUAACUGUUUUUCUUUUGCUUUACUCACAUUGGUUCACUUCGAGGCCAAUAACUACAGAACCAGUUAAAACAAAGCAAGUUUGGAUUCAAGCUACUAUGUCACCUCUGGGAUAAAUACCCAUUGUACUAUACAAUACCUUUUCAAGUUUGUUGUAUAAUUGUAGUUUGAUCUCAGGUGGCCAUGGUCUUGUUUGUCACUUUUGUCCAAAGUUUCAUCUCUGUGUUCUUUGGAAAAAACCUGCACCGUUUUGAGGUUUAUUUUCUUUUAACCCUCAAUGACUGUACUUCAGUUGACACGGUCACCUGUGAGGUGAGAUUGAGAUUUACCAGUGUUCCCCAGUUGUCUUCAAACCUGUAUUAGGCUUUGUUAAAAUGAAAUAAAAAUGUUUAAGAAACUA